GUCCCCGGGGCCGCGAGCGGGGAGCGCCGAGCAGGGCGCCGGGAGCCGAGCGCGCCGGGCUGGGGCCGGGGCCGGAGCGGAGCGGAGAGCGAGCGCGCCCGCCCCAGCCCCGAGUCCCGCCGCCUUCCCUCCCGCCGCAGCGCCGGCCCAGCGGCCGCCGCCCCAGCCAUGGAGCAAGACAACAGCCCCCGGAAGAUCCAGUUCACGGUCCCGCUGCUGGAGCCGCACCUUGACCCCGAGGCGGCGGAGCAGAUUCGGAGGCGCCGUCCCACCCCCGCCACCCUCGUGCUGACCAGUGACCAGUCAUCCCCAGAGAUAGAUGAAGACCGGAUCCCCAACCCGCUUCUCAAGUCCACUUUGUCCAUGUCUCCACGGCAACGGAAGAAGGUGACGAGGACCACACCCACAAUGAAAGAGCUCCAGAUGAUGGUUGAACAUCACCUGGGGCAACAGCAGCAGGGAGAGGAACCUGAGGGAGCCGCCGAGAGCACAGGGACCCAGGAGUCCUGCCCACCUGGGAUCACAGACACAGAAGCGGAGUUAAGGCUGGGCCCUUCUGGGAAAGCACAAAAGCCUGCAGAAUCCAUCCCUAAAACUCAGGAGAGGGGCAGUGAGAAACCCAGCACAGAGGAACCCACAACCCAUAUACCACCAUUGGAUUCCCAGGGAGCCAACUCGGUCUGAGAGUGAAGGAGGUAUCCUGGAAUCAAGACUGCAGUUGGGAUGCAUGGACACUGGAUUUGUUUCUUAUUCUUCACUUUUGGGAAAAAUCUCCUGUUUUUAAAAAGUGAUAAAUUUGGUGUUAGGUG
This is a messenger RNA of Neofelis nebulosa (Clouded leopard), 809 nucleotides long. It is a transcript of the gene PPP1R1A, whose product is annotated as protein phosphatase 1 regulatory inhibitor subunit 1A. Gene Ontology annotation, molecular function: protein phosphatase inhibitor activity. The transcript is spliced from 7 exons. Gene Ontology annotation, cellular component: cytoplasm. The record is from RefSeq and is a predicted model, not a curated record. The coding region runs from base 169 to 684 and encodes 171 amino acids. Lineage: Eukaryota; Metazoa; Chordata; Mammalia; Carnivora; Felidae. Gene Ontology annotation, biological process: intracellular signal transduction.